AGUAGACUUGUCGGCGUUUGGAAGUUUUCAGUAAGGAGCUGAGGAGGUGUGAGGCUGGCGGCACACACAACUCUCACCCCCAGCACUCGUACACAGUACAGCUCACCAGCAGCACCAUGGUGCAGCACAUAGACAGCCUGGAGCUGGACAGCGGACACCCCACCGAGGAGGAGGGCGACUUCAUGGCCGGGAGCCCGGCACCGCUAGACGAGAGCGACCGGGACUGGUGCAAGACCGCCAGCGGCCACAUCAAGCGCCCAAUGAACGCCUUCAUGGUGUGGUCUAAGAUCGAGCGGCGGAAGAUCAUGGAGCAAUCCCCAGACAUGCACAACGCCGAGAUCUCCAAGCGGCUGGGGAAACGGUGGAAGAUGCUCAGUGACAGCGAGAAGAUCCCGUUCAUCCGGGAAGCUGAGCGCCUCCGGCUCAAACACAUGGCGGACUACCCAGACUACAAGUACCGGCCACGGAAAAAACCCAAGCUGGAGGCCAAUGGCAGCAAACAGGCGACUUCCGCGGGGGGCGGACAAUCCCCAGAGAAGAGCCCCGCGGGGGCGGGCAAAAGCAGCAAAACCCCUGCCAAAAAGUGCCCCAAACUCAAACCCGCCGCUAAGAACGGAGCCAAAUCCCCCCAGGGCUACUCCGGCAUGGAGGACUGCCUGCUGGGGAGCCUCAAGGUGACCAAGGCGGUGAAAUGUGUCUUCAUGGACGAAGAGGAGGACGAGGACGACGAUGAGGAGGACGAGCUGCAGAUGAGGAUCAAGCAGGAGGAUGAGGAGGAGCUGAUCGGGCAGUACAAUGUGGCCAAAGUGCCGGCCAGUCCCACCUUGAGCUCCUCGGCGGAGUCCCCAGAAGGGGCCAGCAUGUAUGAGGAGGUAGGUGGUGGUGGGACCAACAGCAUCAGCGCCAACAGCAGACUCUACUACAACUUCAAGAACAUCACCAAACCCAGCACAGCACAACCCACCAUCACCCUAGCCCCAUCCCGUACCUCCAUCUCUUCUUCUUCUUCUACCUCAUCAUCCUCCUCUUCUUCAUCAUCAUCAUCUUCCUCCACCGACAAGGAUGAUCUCCUCUUUGAUCUCAGCUUGAACUUCACACACAACCCUCAGGCAGCACCCGAGCUGGGCAACUCCAACUCAGGAAGCCUUUCCCUCUCCUUGGUGGACAAGGACUUGGACUCUUACAGCGAGGGGAGCCUGGGCUCCCACUUCGACUUCCCAGAUUACUGUACCCCAGAGCUCAGCGAAAUGAUUGCAGGGGACUGGCUAGAAGCCAACUUUUCAGACUUGGUCUUCACCUACUAAAAGACCUCAUUUUUCUUUCUCAGACAGUUUUCUUUUUGUAAUUUUUGUAUUUUUUGGGGGGGCGGGGAGGGAG
Molecule: messenger RNA, 1377 nt
Organism: Rana temporaria (common frog)
Lineage: Eukaryota; Metazoa; Chordata; Amphibia; Anura; Ranidae
Gene: SOX11
Product: SRY-box transcription factor 11
Exons: 1
Coding region: 117-1304 (395 amino acids)
Biological process (GO): positive regulation of transcription by RNA polymerase II; negative regulation of transcription by RNA polymerase II; anatomical structure morphogenesis
Molecular function (GO): DNA-binding transcription activator activity, RNA polymerase II-specific; RNA polymerase II cis-regulatory region sequence-specific DNA binding
Source: RefSeq, a predicted model, not a curated record